UUGACAUCGUACAACAUGUCCAGCCCGAAAGCUGAUAUUGCGCUGAUCGGUUUGGCCGUGAUGGGACAAAACCUGAUCCUCAACAUGGACUCGAAGGGUUUUGUCGUUUGCGCCUACAAUCGUACCGUGGAUAAGGUUACCCAUUUCCUGGAGAAUGAAGCCAAAGGUACCAACAUCAUUGGGGCCACCUCGCUGCAAGAUAUGGUGAACAAGUUGAAGAAACCACGCAAGAUUAUGAUGCUGGUAAAAGCCGGCAGUGCAGUAGAUGAUUUCAUUAACCAACUGCUUCCGCUGAUCGAGAAGGGCGACGUGAUCAUUGACGGAGGUAACUCGGAACAUCAGGACUCGGCCCGUCGUUAUGAGGAGCUGAAGGCAAAGGGUAUCCUGUACGUGGGUUCGGGUGUAAGCGGUGGAGAGGAAGGUGCCCGCUAUGGACCAUCCCUAAUGCCCGGAGGACAUCCGGACGCUUGGCCAUUAAUUAAAGAUAUCUUCCAGGCAAUUUGUGCCAAAUCGAAUGGUGAUCCAUGCUGCGAGUGGGUUGGCGAAGGAGGUGCUGGUCACUUCGUAAAGAUGGUACACAACGGCAUCGAGUACGGUGAUAUGCAGCUUAUCUGCGAAGCGUACCAUCUAAUGCUGGCACUCGGAAUGACGCAGAAGGAGAUGGCACAGGAAUUCGACGAAUGGAACAAAGGUGUACUGGAUUCGUUCCUGAUUGAAAUCACACGCGACAUUCUAAAUUACCGGGACGAGGAGGGCUAUCUGCUGGAACGCAUUCGUGAUACAGCCGGACAGAAGGGUACGGGCAAAUGGACAGCGAUCGCCGCACUCCAUCAUGGCGUACCGGUUACGUUGAUUGGUGAAGCCGUGUUCUCGCGUUGUUUGUCUGCGCUGAAGGAGGAACGUGCUCGUGCUAGCAAACAGCUUGCGGGACCCAGCACCAAAGCGUCCGUGGCUGAUCGCAAACAGUUCCUUACGCACAUCCGCAAUGCAUUGUACUGCGCCAAGAUCGUUUCGUACGCCCAAGGAUUCAUGCUUCUGCGGGAAGCUGCGAACGAGUACAAGUGGAAUCUAAACUACGGUGGUAUUGCGCUGAUGUGGCGUGGCGGCUGCAUCAUUCGCAGUGUGUUCCUUGGCAACAUUCGCGAUGCGUUUGUGCGCAAUCCGCAGCUGACGAACUUGUUGCUGGAUGAUUUCUUUAAGAAAGCCAUGAUGGAUAACCAACAGUCUUGGCGUGAGGUGGUGAGCCAAGCUGUGCUGUGGGGUGUACCAGUGCCGGCCCUAUCGGCAGCCCUCGCCUUCUUCGACGGAUACCGUUCGGAGCGAUUGCCCGCCAAUUUGCUGCAGGCACAGCGUGACUAUUUCGGUGCUCACACAUACGAGCUGCUGGGUAAAGAGGGUAAGUUCGUACACACGAACUGGACCGGUAAGGGUGGUAACGUUUCCGCCAGUACCUAUUUGGCUUAA
Molecule: messenger RNA, 1464 nt
Organism: Anopheles marshallii
Lineage: Eukaryota; Metazoa; Arthropoda; Insecta; Diptera; Culicidae
Gene: Pgd
Product: 6-phosphogluconate dehydrogenase, decarboxylating
Exons: 5
Coding region: 16-1464 (482 amino acids)
Biological process (GO): pentose-phosphate shunt; pentose-phosphate shunt, oxidative branch
Cellular component (GO): cytosol
Molecular function (GO): phosphogluconate dehydrogenase (decarboxylating) activity; NADP binding
Source: RefSeq, a predicted model, not a curated record